UGGCGCCUACGUCAAGAUGUGAUGCGGCUUUAGCUGCGUCUCCACUUCCGGGCCAGCUCACGGCCAUGGCGAAGUCCAGACUGGAGCUGAAUUUUGUGCGGCUUUUGUCUCGGUGCGAGGCCAUGGCAUCUGAGAGGAGGGAUGAGGGAGAGUGGAGGCUGGAGAAGUUUGUUGGUGCUCUUGAAGAAAUGCUUACUUCAAUAAAGAAGGACUCCAGCAGCAAACCUUCUCCAGAGCUACUCAUUGAAUAUUGCAGAAAAGUGGACUUUCUGAAGGGUCUGCUGGAAGCUGAAAAAUUGCCCUCACCUACUGAAAAAGCCUUGGCUAAUCAGUUUCUUGCUCCGGGCCGUACACCUACAAUCAGCAAGGAACGAACACCAGUGACCAAGACUGUCCAUCUUCAGACACAAGCACGUUACACUGGGGAGAUGAGGAACGAGCUGUUGGAAAAGACAACAGGGUUACCUAACAAUUUGGGGGAUGUUUAUCCAAGAAAAAGGAAGGGCUCCACUUCCGAUGACAAACAAUCCUCAGCAGAGCUUGACGCAAUGCUACAGCAUCACCAUAACAUGCAAGAGAAGCUAGCAGAGGAGAUGUUGCGUCUUACUCAGAAUCUUAAGAAUAACACCUUAGCAGCACAAAAUGUCAUUAAACAGGACAACCAGACACUUACCCAAUCUUUAAAACUGGCGGACCAGAACUUUGAGAAGCUGAAGACUGAAUCAGAUCGCCUGGAGCAGCAUGCAAAGAAAUCUGUCAAUUGGCUAUUAUGGAUCAUGCUUAUCUUUGUUUGUUGUACAUUUAUCAGCAUGAUACUCUUCAUCCGACUUUUUCCACGGCUGCGGUGACAGCUUUACUAUCAGUUAUAGUCUCUUCAUGUGAUUUAUAAAAGCCAGUGAUAUGGAUAUCUAUCUAAACAACUAAAAAGUCACAUAUGGAUUUAUUUAAUAGUUUGACAGACCAGUGUUUUACUGCUAUUUCCCAUUUACUUAAAAGUUUUUUCACAACACUAAAACAAAAGAGAUUUUAGUUCUAUGUGAAGUGUAUGUUUUUUAUUUAUACGUACAAAGCCAAUUACUAGGGUAUUCAGCACCCUUUUUUAUGACCCUCGACAGAACAAUAUUUAAAUAGGUGGCAAUCCAUUCCUGUCUUCUAGAAUUAGCUAUAAUGAGGAAGAAUUAACUUCAGAAAACACUUAUCAGGUUGUUAUUGUACCUUUUGAUCAAAAUGUGCAAGCCCACUUGCCACAACAAGGCCACCUGAUAAGAGUGUGUCCCUAAACUAAAACUACCGUAGAGCUGGGUGGCAACCACCAAUGCUGCGACACCAUGCUCACAAGGGGGAUGACCCAGUUGCCAGGCAGCCCCACUACUACCCGAAUAGGCCCCCAGCUUUGGUCCUUACCACCGUACAGACAAAGCACCACAGCAACAAUGGCCGUUAAUGCUGCACUGUUAAAACAACUUAGUCAUCCCCAACAUAGCCACCAUACUGGAUUUUCUGCAGAGGGGACUUAAGAAGUUCUUAAAACCACCCACUUUGAAAGUACAGGUAUCAGCACUGGGUGCCCUAUAUAAUCAAUAGACUGCAGACCAUCAUUUGGUCAUAAUUUUUUUUUUUUUUUAAGGCAGCUAAGAUGUUAUCAGUCUGGAGUUUCUCUAGAACCUCAUCCUGGGAUUUAUCUGUCAAAUGUCUGACCCAUUUGAGCCUAUUGCCUCCAUCUCCCUUAAAAACUUAGUCCUAAAAACCUUGCUUGUAGUAGCAGUCACAUCAGCAAGAAGAAUAGGGGAGUUGUCAGCUCUGUCUAGUUCAGAAUCAUACACAGAUUUUGGACGACAGAAUGAUCUUUAAACCAGAACCAGCGUUCUUUCCCAGGGUUGUGUCUAGAUUUAAUUUGUCAAAGGAACAUUAUAAAACUGUCCUUUGGUACUCGUCCAUCUAAUGAUAAGGAAAGGCUAUAUCACACCCUAGAUGUGAUGCAUUGGGUAUUAUAGUACUUAGAAAGAACUAAGAGCUUUAGAAAUGUUUCCUCAUUUAUUGAGAUUUCUGGCCCGAAUAAGGGGGCAAAAGCUAGCAAGGACCAGGGGCGGAUUGAAAGGUCGGGCACUGCCUGGGGGCCUGGGGCUGAGGGGGG
Molecule: messenger RNA, 2134 nt
Organism: Hyla sarda
Lineage: Eukaryota; Metazoa; Chordata; Amphibia; Anura; Hylidae
Gene: USE1
Product: unconventional SNARE in the ER 1
Exons: 8
Coding region: 66-848 (260 amino acids)
Biological process (GO): retrograde vesicle-mediated transport, Golgi to endoplasmic reticulum
Cellular component (GO): SNARE complex; endoplasmic reticulum
Molecular function (GO): SNAP receptor activity
Source: RefSeq, a predicted model, not a curated record